AUGGGUUUAGUAAACAAGAUUUUUAAUUCUUUUUCAGGAUUAUACAACAAUAUAAAUAUAGUAACAUUUAGUGGAAUAAAUGAUAUAAUUGUUGUUAAAGAUCAAUAUGGUGAACUUAGAUGUUCUGAUUUUCAGUUAAGAUUUGGUAAACUUUAUUUCCCCAAUAUGAAAAGUCAACAGGUACAUUUAAUAGUUAAUGGUAAAGUUAUACACGAUAUUCCAAUGUUCAUAACUCCUCAAGGAGAGUUAUUCUUUGAGAAACAUGAUAACACUGAUGAGGAUAUUCAAUAUGAUGAUAUACUAGGAUAUAUUAAUACACUAGAUAAAAUUAAAAAGGACGGUAUUGAUGACUAUUUAUCGAUGCAUUUUAGUAAAAUGAAUUUAGGAAAUUCUAAAGGAAGAGAAGAUUUAGUCAAAAAAACAAAAAAAUAUGUUAAUUAUUACCGCACUGAACGUAUGCUAAAUUUUGACAAACGAACGUUUUUUUUAGGUUACAAAAAAAUUUUAACUGAUAAUUUUUACGAGGACCAAGCUAUGAAAAUAGGUAAAUUUAGUAAUUUAUUUAACUCUACAGAUUAUUAUAAUUGGUGUAUUACUAGAUUUAGACAAAUAUUAUUGUUAUUUAAUGGAUUAUUUCAAUAUCCUCCCAGUUACAAAGGCCCUAAGGUGUGUGAUGCCAAUGGAUGUUGCGGUGCAGAAAUUACGUUUUCUAAGUGCGCAGAUCGUAAAUUUGCGCAUUCUAUUCAUAAAACGUUCGCUUCUUUUUUAUGUAAAAAUUUAACGGAAGAAAAAGGUAUUGUUGUACGAAUAACAGGAUGUUCAAAAUGCAAAGGAGUAUUUUACUUUCCGUAUGUUUUAUUUACAAAAUUGUUUUUUGAGUUAAGAGGUGUUACGAAUAGCAGAUCUAGAAAACUUAUGGAAUUUUUAGAAAAUCAACAUAAUAAAUCUGUUGGAUGGAAUUUAUUUGGUACGAAGAAAGUUCUUAAAAGAGAUAUUUCUUAUUCAUUAAAGUUAAAUCAUAAGGAAUUAAGUAAAUUGGAUCUUAAAUACGGUAAAAAUACUAUUAUUUUUAAAGUGGGUGGAGUAAAUAAACAGUUAGAUGGACAUAUCUACUUUUGGGAUUAUGACGAGAAGGUAAUUAUUAGCGAUAUAGAUGGUACAAUUACUAAAAGUGAUUUAUGGGGACAUAUCUACUGUUUAAUAGGAAAGGAUUGGACACAUGGAGGUGUCGCUAGUUUAUACAGUAAAUUAUAUAGAAGUGGAUAUAAAAUAAUGUACUUGACUGCACGCCCACUUCAACAGUCAUUUAGUACUAAAAAAUAUCUUACAAAUGUUGAUCAAGAUGGAGCGAAAUUACCCGAUGGUCCUAUAAUUUUAUCUCCUGAUGGAUUAUUUGCUGCGUUGUACAGAGAAAUUAUUAUAAAACGACCUGAAGAUUUUAAAAUUGCUUGCCUUGAGAAUUUAAAAGGAAUAUUUGGCGGGAAUAAUCCUUUUGUAGCAGGUUUUGGAAAUAGGAUUACUGAUAUCAUAACUUAUAAAUCAAUUGAAAUAUCUCCUAUACGCAUAUUUACAGUCAAUGAAUCUGGAAGACUGUAUGGUGAAUUUAUAGGAGAACUUACUAGUACUUAUAAAUCUCUUAAUGAUUUUAUGGAUUCAUUAUUUCCACCAGUAAAAAAGGGAGAAUCGCCAUUUACAGAUCAUGAAAUAACUGAUGGGUUUUAUUGGAAUUAUUGA
Vairimorpha ceranae is the source of this 1734-nucleotide messenger RNA. Its product is annotated as smp2 protein. The record is from RefSeq and is a predicted model, not a curated record. The transcript has a single exon. Gene Ontology annotation, biological process: cellular response to insulin stimulus; fatty acid catabolic process; positive regulation of transcription by RNA polymerase II. NCBI's taxonomy places the organism in Eukaryota, Fungi, Microsporidia, Nosematidae. Gene Ontology annotation, cellular component: nucleus. Gene Ontology annotation, molecular function: transcription coactivator activity; phosphatidate phosphatase activity. Bases 1 to 1734 code for a protein of 577 amino acids.